Molecule: messenger RNA, 2900 nt
Organism: Oncorhynchus kisutch (coho salmon)
Lineage: Eukaryota; Metazoa; Chordata; Actinopteri; Salmoniformes; Salmonidae
Product: proto-oncogene c-Fos-like
Exons: 4
Coding region: 163-1533 (456 amino acids)
Biological process (GO): regulation of transcription by RNA polymerase II
Cellular component (GO): nucleus
Molecular function (GO): RNA polymerase II cis-regulatory region sequence-specific DNA binding; DNA-binding transcription factor activity, RNA polymerase II-specific
Source: RefSeq, a predicted model, not a curated record
UCCACUAUCUGCACCUACUACCAUUCACUUGAAAGCGGUGAAAGUAAUGCACAGAGGUGACAACAGCAGGACAGUAGAUUAUAUAAUACGAUAAUUUAAUAGGGAUAGUGAUUUAUUUGGUAAAGCUUUAUUGUUAGUACAUUUUGUUGAUAAGGCACAUUCAUGUAUCCGGACUCGAGCCCAGACUACGAUGACUCCUCGAGCUCGUCUAUCAGCAGCAGCAGCAGCAGCAGUACGAGCAGCACCUGCGCAGCAUCGCCUACCGGAGAUAUCCCCCAGUGUAGCCAGCGAUCUCCAGAUUCACACAGGAACAAAUCGUCAAUGGACAGCAACAUGUCGCAGGAUGUCUGCGGAGAAACAGACUCUCCAUGGCAGUCUCCCUUUGUUCCAACGGUGACUGCAAUCUCAACCUCCCUGGAUCUGCACUGGAUGUUCCAACAGACCACCGUCAUCACAUCAGCAUCAGUCUCCUCCUCCUCCUCCUCCUCUUCUUCCUCUUCCUCUUCCUCCUCCUCCUCCUCCUCCUCCUCCUCCUCCAGUGGACGUGCAAAGCUUAGCAGAGCGCAUGGCGCAACCCAGUUGUCUUCCAGAGUGGAAGGCAGCAAGAAAGGGAAAAACCAGGCAAGCCUUGUUAAAUAUCAAGGAGAACCUUCAUCAGAAGAGGACGAGAGGAGAAAUAUCAGGAGAGAGAGGAAUAAAGUCGCUGCAGCCAAGUGUCGCAACAGACGGAGGGAGCUCACCGACACCCUGCAAGCCGAAACUGAUCAGCUUGAGGGGGACAAAGAGGCCUUGCAGACAGAGAUAGCCCACCUCCUGAAAGAGAAAGAGAGACUGGAACAGAUCCUAUCCACCCACCAACCAGCCUGCAAACUAGCCGUCGCUGAGGACGAUGUCGAAAAUGAGAUCGACGAUGACAUUGAAGGCAUUCUACAAGACGCCCCAGAUUCUGCCCAGCUGCUCUCCAUCUUGGAGAAUGCAGACAAACUCCAACUCCCAGAAGGCAAUGCGACAGUAGUGACUGUGUCCAAGGGCCCCUUGUUCCAAGAAAUGGACACCGUCCCCGUCCCAAGCAUCUCCAUCUCAGCCUCGGCAAUCUUGGGUAACUCCAACAUCCUACUGUGCUCCAGUGCUGAGGAAGAACCCAUGGAGGAUCUAGACUUCGACCAGGGUGACCUACAGGACCUGGUCCCCAGUCUGGAACUCAACAUGGCUGUGGCCCCUGAGACCGCCCCGUCCGUUCCCGACAUCGACCUCCUCGGGGGCCCCUUCUGCCUCUCAGACUGGGAGACCCUGUACAAGUCUGUGGCUAAUGAUCUGGAGCCCCUCUGCACCCCCACGAUGAUGACUUCCACUGACAGUCCUACAUGUAGCAGUUAUUACCGCUCUGUGUUUUCGUUCAAUUACUCCGAGAUAGAUCAUGUGGCUGAGGAGAAGGGGUGUUGUGAGAGCUCCGAGGGUCUCAAAGGAGUUGUUAGCGGUAGAUCUGAUUUGAUUAACGGUAGUCUCAAUUCUCCCACUCUGUUGGCCUUGUGAAUCUGUUAUGAACUGGUUGGAGAAAUAGGGCCAGUUCCCCACACACAGAAGAAGCCUAGUCUUAUUAAAAAGUAAUAAUAGCAUAUUCAAUAAUGAUUCUCCAUUGAAAGUGCUCUCCUAGUCCAGGACUAGGACUAGAUCUGUGUCUGGGAAACUGGUCCAUGAGGUUGAUAUUGAAUCAAUAAGCUAUGGUCUAUUUAUCUAUCUAUCUAUCUAUCUAUCUAUCUAUCUAUCUAUCUAUCUAUCUAUCCCCAGAUGUUUUGUUAACCUUUAACCUUUAGCACCAAAUGAAAUGGUUACUGUGACUGUAACAGUGUUAACUUCUUCCAGAUGUAUUGGUGCACCUGUGAGGGCUGUUCACUCUCUUGAGUAGUGGUGGAAAAAGUACUCAAUUUACAUACUUAAGUUAGAGUAAAAAUACAUUCAUAGAACAUAAUAGAGUCAAGUAAACGUGAAAGUCAACCAGUAAAAUACUACUUGUGUAAAAAAUCAAAAAGUAUUAGGUUUUGAAAUAUACUUAAGUAUUCAAAGUAAAUGUAAUUGCUAAAAAUAUACUUAAGUCUCAAAAGUAAAAGUAUAAAUAAUUACUUAUGUUAAGCAAACCAGACGGCACCAUUUUCUUGUUGUUUUUAAAUUUACGGAUAGCCAGGGACACACUCCCAACACUCAGGCAUCAUUUACAAACCAAGCAUUUGUGUUUAGUGAGUCAGCCAGAUCAGAGGCAGUUGAGCUGGGCAGGGAUGUUAUCUUCAUAAUUGUGUGAAUUGGACCAUUUUCCUGUCCUGCUAAGCAUUAAAUAUGUAACUAGUACUUUUGGGUGUCAGGGGAAAUGUAUGUAGUAAACACACUUUUUUUUGGGGGGGGGGGGAUAUAGUGAAGUAUAAAAGUAGUCAGAAAUAUAAAUAGUAAAGUACAGAUACCCCCAAAAAAGUACUUAAGUAGUACUUUAAAGUAUUUUUUUACUUAAGUACUUUACACCACUGCUCUUGAGAGAGAUACAUGUGUAUAUUGUCGGUAUUGUAUCAAAAUUAAAUGCAUGAAAAAUCAUACCAUUCAAAAUGGUGCUACAUUUUUGUGUUUCAUCCUUAAAUAUAUAUGUGAAACUAGACUGUGGUUUGUGUGGAUGCCGUUAUCAAAUUGUGUCUGAACAGGUGAAUUUACAGUUUAAGUAAUGUGGACAUUAUUUUACUGUAAGGUGAGAUUUCUUUCAGGUUUUCACUGAAAACACAGUGCCAUGUGUUUUAUUAACAUGUAUUUUAUGACAUAGAUUAUUUUUUUUUACAUUCAAAGUUUUGACUAACUCUUGGUCAAAUGCCUAAAAAAUACAUAAAUAGAACACAGACAAAUAAAAAUAUACCAUUGACAAA